CAUUCGGAUCAUUGUCAAUCGAUAACUUUCAAGAGAGAUAUUUUCAGUGAAACUUGUUUUCGAUUUUGUUUUGUUUUGAUAUCAACAAAACGUUCUCAAGCUGAAACUGCAAAUAUUUCGAUACAACUUUAGACUGUGUUAGUGUGAUGUGCAUUCGAGAGAGUUCUUUUUCGAUUUUGAAUAUCACUUCAGUCGUGACCAUCAAUCAGUUCAACAUGUCGACAAGUGGUGAAACAUCGGCUGCAUAGGCGAAAAAGAAACGAUAUAAAUAUCAAACAAAAAAGCAACAAGAGGAGGAGGCCGAGGAUGAAAACUUCAAUGACAAUGGCUUAUUAGCGAUAAAAAUGCGCCUCACAACAAUUGUUCGGCCGGAGUACCAUGAUGUUGUCAUACAUUGGAUCGAAAAGAAAAGUGUCAUGUCAACAAAGAUCAGCGUUUUGGCGUCAUUGCUGUUCCUUGACAAAGUGAAGUCCGCGCAAAGCAAUCGCCAAUGGGACUUUUUCACGAAUAAAAUGUAUGUUGUGAAAGGAAAAUUGGUUGAAAAAAAUCGUGCCGAAGAUGUGAUUGAGCGCUGCUUUUAUGCAGUUUUGCAAAAGAACAAAGAAAACGAGGACAUGGAACCACACAUUCGUCAUUUUGUUGAGCAAGGACUGAGCCGAGACAAUCAAUUUGCCUGGCCAAACAACAAUUAUUUCGGUAACAUCAUGAAAUCGUUAUGCCAAAGUUAUACGCGCCAAUUGAAAACGAAUCAAACGACACAUGCAAAGAAGCGGCUGCGAAAUUAUUUGCAAAUGAGAGCUUGGCAGUUUAAUGCAGUGUCAACCGGUUUGAGGUUCGAUAAAAAGGAUGUUGACAAUGCAAUUGAUUGGGCAAUUCGACGCUAUGAUGCCAUUCGAGACACACAUCAGAAUGCACCUCUUAAACGAUACAAAAGAAAGUUGCUGCUUGACAUGGUUCGUGCAAUUGUGGAAGAGGUUGGUGGACUAGCGAAUUAUGACAACAUCAAGCAGUUCUCAAAAGGCAAAUACUGGUUCAAAGCAACUGCAAUGUGGCUUGUCAUGCAAAGCGAAAUCGAUGAGUUUCACAAUUGGGCACAAGACAACAACGUCACAAUACCGAAGAUCAAAAAUCUGUCUGUUGUUCCAUUGCCAGAUUAUCAGCGAAAGGCAGUGUUCAUGUGCAAUGAUGUUUUCUACAGAAUGUUGGCAGAAGAGAAACUCCUUCCAAAAGUCGAAGGUAAACAAGUUACCGAAAAUUUCAUUCGCGAAAACAAAGAACACUUCUGGAACCAAAUAUUCGAUUUUGACAAAAUCAAUCGAAUAUUGAAGAAAAACAAAGAGUUUCAUUUUACUAUUGUCAGCAACGGCGAAUCAGUAUCGGUUAUGUAUAAAUUGUCAAAACAACAUCUUCAACGGUUGCUGGAUGAUGACAUUGUGAGAAAGCGAUACUUAGAUGGAACGUUUGUUUAUGAACUGGGAAUCGAUCCGGGUAUGAAGACAUGGAAUGCGACUGUUCGAAGAACCAUCAGUACUCGCAAAGAAGUCAACUUGAAAACAUCUAGUAAAAAGUACCAUUGGCUCACGAAAUAUAAAAUGCGCGACAAAAAGGCCAAGCGCUGGACGAAGCAGUUCACUUUGGAUGAGCAAAAUGAUCGAAACAAUCGACAGCUGUACCAGCGAAUGCCAUCACCGCUUGGUACACUUUGGACUGAUUACAUUUGCCAUCGGAUAAAAAUGCUCAAGAAAGGAAUGGACGUGUACACUACACCAAAAUAUGCGCGCUUGAAGUUUGACAAGUAUGUUGAGUCCAAUAGUACUAUAGAUAAACUUUGCGGCACUUUGGUUAAUCAUCAAGCAGCUUUGAUUCAUUCACCAAAUUCGCCAAUACGCAUUAAGAAGCAUGUGCGCUGUCCCGGUACACGCAAACUUUUAAAAGGUUUUCGAAAACGUGGCAAUUGUGUCGUGCGCAAAGUCGAUGAGUAUUUCACAUCGCAGACAUGCGCAAAAUGUGGCGGACGAUUCGAUCCAAACACCAAAAGCAACCGUUUCAAAGUUUGUGAAAAUUGUGCACCGGUGCCAAAUUCAAUCAUGGCUAACUUUUUACCAUCGAAAAUCAUGGCACAGCUCAGCAAACGGCGUUUAAAGUAUAACAAAGUUUAUAUUGAAGAGAGUUUGGUGGUAUUUCUGGCUCGAGGGGAAAUGACUGAGCAUGAUUUCGACAUUAUAGCUGAUCGUUUACUGUCUAAGGUGGCCGUGUAUCCAAAAAAAUGGCAAGUAAACGCAGUGAGUGGUGUAUUGGAAUAUGCUGACGUCAAAGUCGAUCAACAACCACAUGCAGUUGAUGAUGAAAAUGCAGCGGAAAUCGAUGGAGAGGUCGCUCAACAACCGUGUACAGUCGAUGAUGAUUGUGUGACGGAAAUCGAUGACAAGCAACAACCAAUGAUUGUGCAUCAGACAACUUGGGAUCGUAAUAUCGUGGCCGCCAAAUGCAUUCUCAUCAAAGGUAUGUAUAUAAGAAAUGGACAUUUGCAUAUUAUAGAUGUGUUAUGUCUGUAUAUAGGACAUUGUAACCUGUUUGGACUGGAUAUCCCGCUAACAUUGCACAGACCACGUCGACAACAAGCAGUUCAAAAUAAUCAACAGCCUUAAGCAUAACCAAUCACCAUUUUAACUCGAAAAUUAAUUAAAAAUUAAUAUUGUAAUUUUGUUACACUAACUGAGACUGACUGUUGUGUCUCAGCAUUUCGAGGAAGUACUACCAAGGCUCUGUAUCAAAUAUUUUGAUAAUCUUAAAACAUGUUUUGCAUCACAGACGUCAUUUCCGUAUCAAAUGGAACGUAGAUUACAUGAAUCGUUUCCAAUUUCAAUGGAAUAUUUCCAUUUUUCAUUUUUUUAUUUUGGAGAGAGUAAUGUUAACACGAGCCAAUACAACUUUAAUGUCUGUAUUUCAAAUUUCAUGAUUCAUUUAUCGCUUAAAUAAAAAUAAAUAAUUUAUUUAAUUUAAUUUUAAUUUCAGGAAAAGAAAAUAU
Contarinia nasturtii (swede midge) is the source of this 3028-nucleotide messenger RNA. RefSeq lists its product as uncharacterized. The transcript is spliced from 3 exons. The coding region runs from base 345 to 2648 and encodes 767 amino acids. NCBI's taxonomy places the organism in Eukaryota, Metazoa, Arthropoda, Insecta, Diptera, Cecidomyiidae. The record is from RefSeq and is a predicted model, not a curated record.